AUGAACAAACGAGGCAAGGAUGUCAACUGGUCAAAGUUAGCAAAUGCAUCGCCUAAACCAAAGAGACUUCACUUAGAAGAGGAUGACUGCGAUGGUCUUUUUCACUGCCCGGUGCAGAUUUGUAACCACGAUGGAUUCACUACGCAAAGAGGCUGUAGAAAACACGUAAAGAACAAACACAGCUGGUACUAUUACUUCGACGAGAAGCCAAACAGUGCUCAAAUGGAAUCGUUUCACAAUCAAUCCGAGAAAAUUGAAGCCAACGAUCGGACGAUUCCACGUACAACGAGAGCAAUUGCCUCAUUUGACUUGAAAAACAACAUUUCUAAGAGUUUUUCCUCAUGGCUAACUGGCAGCGGCGGGGGUUGUAAAAGCGAUCGACAAGCACAGCAAAUUGUCAGCAGGUGUAUAAAGGUUCUCAAAUUCUGUUGCGAAGACGAAGAGGAACUCACAUUUGGCAUUGUUGAUUUCAGCCUAUGUUCACCGAAUCUCCUAUUUAAAUUCGUUGAUACGAUGCAGGAUGAAUGGAAACUCGGACACGCGGGACGCAUAGGUUACUUGGACGCUAUUGCAGAAUUAGCGGAUUUCAGAAAAGUAAAUGGCGCAUCAGAAACAGUAUGGAGAGGCCUUUCCACAGCAGAAAUGUACUUAAAAAGGGUGCGAAAAACCGUGUCAAAGAUGAUGAGGUUACAAUGGACCAGCGAACUCGAUAUUGACGCUUUAGAAGCCAAGGGGCACUGCGCCACCAUGGAAGAGCUUUUAGAGGUGGUGGGGCGUUACUUGCCGCGCUACGAGAGCGUGCUUAAAACAUGCAGGGAUAAAUCAGAUACUGUUUCGCCACUGGAGUUAUCGUUCGCUACCAAAUUUCUGGCAGUCUAUUUGUUUAUCAAGGUUAAAGGCUCACGACCGAUGACAUACCAAUAUCUAACCGUAGAAAUGGUCGACAAAGCUAAGACGAACGGCGGAUUCAUAGACCAAAAACAAUUCAAGACAGCUGGAAAGUAUGGUUUUGAUUCCCUUUUCCUGACAGACACCAGUAUGCAAGUCCUAGAAGGCUACAUCAACCACAUUCGCCCACUUCUCAAGCCUAAUUGUGAUUAUGUUUUAGUCACGAGAAAUGGUCGACAGCAUAACAAGCUAGGAGAAGCAAUGAGUAAAUUGGUGUUCGAUGCAACAGGCAAGUAUGUUCACCCAACUCGCUACCGCCAAAUAGUGGAGACGGCAAGCUCUAGAACUCUUAGCAGCAGCGCGCAAGAUGCGAUCUCCGAGGACCAGAAACACAGCUCUAUUGUGGCAAGAGUUCACUAUCAAAAACGGCGAUCUCGUGAAGUCACCAGCAAAGCACAUGCAUUUUUGAAAAAGGCUACAGGGCGAGAGGGGAUCAGAGCUAGAGAUGGACGUACGCUCUAGGCUUUCUGAGAAUUCAAGUUCUUCACAAGAACAAGAUGCUGGCAAAACCGAUACGUCUUCUAAUGACGAAGAAGACGUAAUUACAGAUACAACACGCGAGCCUUUAGUAGGAGUGCCAAAAUUGCGGCGCGAAAAUGCGUUCAGAGUGACCGAAACAAGCACGCGACAUAAGAGUUUAAUGUUCACCCCCGAGGAAGACAAAUUCCUCAAAGCUGGACUUAAACGGCACGGAUUUGGGCAAUGGAAAGCGAUUCUAACAGACCCCGACUUUCAGUUCCAAAAGGGAAGAACAACUAACUCUCUUCUGAGCCGAGCC
Porites evermanni is the source of this 1726-nucleotide messenger RNA. Lineage: Eukaryota; Metazoa; Cnidaria; Anthozoa; Scleractinia; Poritidae. The record is from the annotation of a GenBank genome assembly.